Morchella importuna is the source of this 3042-nucleotide messenger RNA. RefSeq lists its product as uncharacterized. The coding region runs from base 1 to 3042 and encodes 1013 amino acids. Lineage: Eukaryota; Fungi; Ascomycota; Pezizomycetes; Pezizales; Morchellaceae. The transcript has 4 exons. The record is from RefSeq and is a predicted model, not a curated record.
AUGCAACCCCCAGAACAAGGCGACGAUAUCGGCGCAGCACAUCCGAGAUAUCACUACAGCCCCGCAGACCUCCAGAUCCUGCACGAAAUCAUCUCCCUCGCGACCGUCUUCCCGGGUAAGAACUCCUUCCGCGCCGUCUACAGAGCCUACGAUGUCGUGCUCGCCGCCCGCCGCAUCAACCCCGCCUUCGACAGCGUCUACUUCCGCUUCAUCCUGCAGCUGCAGUCCGUCCCUGGCAAGAACAUCUACGACCGCUUUCUUGACCUUCUCUCUAGGCAAGGCAUCGACGGCCGCUUCCUGGAAACGCCGUCGGCGGCGGCGACAGCAGAGUUUACACGGCAGCGCUACGACACCGCGCGCCGCCGCCGCGACCGCUCCAGCCACGGGAACACCGACGUCUCGUCGGCCGACGAGUACCACCACCACCGCCAUACUGCGCGCAGGUCGUUCAAUGGCCUGGCCAGCUCGCCGACGCACGAGGCUACCGUAGCAGCUGAGCUGGCUGCGCGCACACGGAGGGAGGAGGUGAAUGCGCGCAGAGCCAGGAGCAGGGGCAGAAGACGGUCAAGGUCGCUACUGGGGGUUGCGGCGGCGGCGGAGGAGGAGGAAGAAGACAGGGGGGGCGAGGAGGGGGGGGAUCAGGAGGUGGAGGAGAUUCAACGGCCGAAGGUCCCGGAGGAUGCGGCGGAUGCGUUGUAUGCGCUGCGGAUGAAGGCGGUGCUGAGGAGUUUUUUUAAGCAUUGGCAUGCAGAGACAGUGAAGAGAGUGGAGCAAAAAUGGUUUGCGGUGGUCGAGCAGCGCGCCGAGCGGCGGUACAACACCCUCCUGGUGGCCAAGGCAUGGAGCAUCUGGAUCCAAAAGACAGCCACAAUCGUGCAGCGCACGCAGGAGGUGCGGCAGCGCAUCCUCGUGCGCAAGUAUUUCAAUGCCUGGCGCGCGCUGGUGAUUGAGAACGAGGCCAAGGUGCGGCUGUUCCAGCUGUCGAACGCGCUCUACAAAUGGCGGGCCGCGACCAAGCAGCGGCGGCAGAUGGCGCUGGUGGCCCAGCGCGUCUACCAGGAGAACCUCGUGCACCGCGCCUACUGGACGUGGUUCUUCCAGCUGUGCGGGAUACUGGGAAUGCGAAGGUACAAUAGGACGGUGGCGGAGCAGUGCUUUGACAGCUGGGUGGAGAGGACGGAGAGGGUCAUACAGAUGAACAGCAUGGCCGCGGCGUUCUACCGCCGCCACACGCUGCAGACGGUGUUUAAUCUGUGGUCAGAGAAGACACUGCACUGCCUCGACGCCGCCGACAUCGCCGCCGACCACCGCGAGUGGAAGCUGACCGAGAACGCCUUCGACACCUGGCGGCGGCGGGCCACAUUCGCACCCCUCACCGCCACCAUGACCGCCGCUGUCAACGCCCGCAUCGCCCACGAGCACUUAGCCCUCUGGCGCCACCGCACACACCAAUCCCUCACCGCCGCCGCCCACGCGCGCACCUCCCUCCUCUCCAAAACCCUCCGCACCUGGCGCCUCCGCCUGCGCAGCCAACUCCUCACCACCCGCACCCUCGACGCGCUCGAAUCCCGCACGCUCACAACAUGGAUCCUGCACACGCGCCAGCGCCAAUUCACAACAUGGCGCAACACAACCCUCGCCCAGCAAGCCCUCUCCCACUGGCUCACCCACCACCGCACCCUCACACAGCGCCUGUCCGCCGCCGCAACCGCCGUCGAGACAGCAGCCAACACCCGCCUCGCCCGCGACGUCCUCGACUUCCUCCACUCCCGGAUCGCAUUCCGCCGCCGCACAGAAGCAGACGCCGCCGCGCUCCGCGCGCACAGUCUCCUCAGCACAGCACUCGUCCGAUGGCGGCUCAAGGUGGACUUGGUGAGGAUGUAUAACGAGUGGGCAGACGACGCACUCUACUACUUCACCGCCCGCCGCGCUCUCAGAACAUGGAAGCGCGCAUUCCGCCAAUCCCGCCGCGACCGUCUCCGCGCCGCGUUCCACACCGUUUCUCGCCGCGCGAAGCGCUCCCUUGCGGCUGCGGCGCUCAGCACAUGGGCGGACCGCGCAGCACACCUACAAACACUGCACAGCGCUGCUGCCUCCUUCGCAGCUGAACACACGGCCGACACGGCUAGCACGGCGCUGGUGCACUGGCGGCAGCGCACAGCACACAUUACGACGCUCCACUCCACGGCCGAGCACCACCGUGAUAAGACACUCGCCGCACAUAUCCUAGCGCACUGGCACGCGCGGCUACAGCAUCUGGUGGGGCUGCACGAGCAUGCGGUUGUGCUGGCGGGGCACCGGGACGCGGCGCUGGCGGGGCGGCUGCUGGAGAGGUGGAUGGCGGAGGCGUUUCGCGUGCGGUUGAUGGUGCUGAAUGCGGAGCGGGUGCGGAGAAGGUGGGUGAAGGGGGUCGUGAGGGCGUGGAGGAAUAGGGCGCUGGAGAGGGUGUAUUUGAGGGAGGAGCGGAAGCGGCUGGUGGAGGUGGAGGAGGGGGAGGAGGGGACUGAAGGGGAGGAGGGGGUGGGAGGUGGUGGAGGGGGAGGAGGAAGAGGGGGGCUAGACGAUACCCUCGACGAUGCGUUCGGCGCGGCUUGGGUCCCGCCGCUACCACCACAGCCAUCACAGCCGCAGGUGCAGCAGGUGGAUCUGGGGCGGAGCAUCUUUGGCGGCAGUAUUAUACGUGGGCCGCCAUCAGUUCUAGGACGGAGCGUGUUGGGCCGGAGUGUGCUAGGACGGAGUCUGACCGGUAGUGGCCGUGGGACGACGACAACGACGCCGGCAGCGACGCCAGCGGGGUGGGGCGGGGGACGGGGCCGGUUGGGCCGGCUGAUGGUGACGCCGAUGGAGACGCCGAAGCGCGGUGGUGGCGGGCUGCUUAUAACGCCGAUGAGGGGUGGGGUGGGGGUGGGGGAGACGCCGGGGAGCCCGUUGUGGAGGUUUAGUGGGAGGUCGCGUGUUGGUGGAGGUGGGGGGGGUGGGGGAGGGGCAGGAGGAGGGGGGGGGUUUAUGGGUAUGCCGGCGAUGAGUGAGGAGUUUGAGUAG